Molecule: messenger RNA, 1002 nt
Organism: Fraxinus pennsylvanica
Lineage: Eukaryota; Viridiplantae; Streptophyta; Magnoliopsida; Lamiales; Oleaceae
Source: the annotation of a GenBank genome assembly
AUGAAAGGCCUAAAGAAUUCAAGAAAUCCCACUUCUGAACCUAAAGACACAUACAAAAUUGCAUAUGUACUUCAUUUUUUUCUUGGUGCAGGAAAUUUACUUCCAUGGAAUGCUCUAAUCACAGCAAUUGACUACUUUGGGUAUCUUUAUCCAAACAAGCAUGUAGAGAAAGUAUUCUCUGUAGCAUACAUGGCUUCUUCUUUGUGCAUCCUAGGUGUGCUGUUGAGUUGGGAUUGGUGCAGGAAAAGAUUGAGCUUUAGAUUGAGGAUGAAUUUGGGAUUUUCUAUGUUUGUUUUGUCUCUAAUGGUGACUCCAAUAAUGCACUGGAUUUGGCACAGAAAUGGGCUUAAGAUGAAAUCCAGCAUGGGUUUUAAUCUGGUAGUUGCAACAGUUGUGAUUUGUGGUUUGGCAGAUGGUUUGAUUGCAGGAAGUUUGAUUGGAACUGCAGGAAAGCUGCCAAGACAAUAUAUGCAGGCAAUUUUCGCUGGAACUGCUUCGUCGGGUGUUCUUAUUUCUAUAUUGAGGAUCAUAACAAAGGCAUCACUUCCACAAACCCCACAUGGUCUCAAAGCAAGUGCCAACUUAUAUUUCCUAGCAAGAUUUUUAGCAGAGAGCAUUGAGUCCAAUCUUUUCAAAGAUUGGUAUCCUGUUAUGUUGAUUGCAAUUUACAAUAUAUCAGAUUUUGUGGGCAAGUCAUUGACUGGAAUAUAUGUUUUGGAGAGUAUUGGAAAAGCUACUUGGGGUUGUAUAGGUAGGAUUUUGUUCUAUCCUAUGUUUAGUGUUUGUUUCCGGGGCCCGGAGUGGCUGAGGACGGAGGUGCCGGUGGUGGUUCUGACACUAAUGCUUGGUUUAAGCAAUGGAUAUUUAACAAGUGUUAUUAUGAUUCUUGCUCCUAAGGCGGUGCCGGCUCCGGAGGCGGAAAUAGCUGCCAUUGUCAUGGUUGUGUUCUUGGGCAUGGGACUUGUGGCUGGUUCACUUGUUGGAUGGUUUUGGAUUAUUUAA